Messenger RNA from Anolis carolinensis (green anole), 6620 nucleotides. It is a transcript of the gene fbxo21, whose product is annotated as F-box protein 21. Gene Ontology annotation, molecular function: DNA binding; protein binding. NCBI's taxonomy places the organism in Eukaryota, Metazoa, Chordata, Lepidosauria, Squamata, Anolidae. The coding region runs from base 2787 to 4451 and encodes 554 amino acids. The transcript is spliced from 12 exons. The record is from RefSeq and is a predicted model, not a curated record.
AACACCCCAAUGGUUCAAUUGUUACUACAAUCCCUGGCAUUCCUUUUCCUUUGGAUUGGAAUGCAUAUUGAAUAUUUACAGUCUGUGGACUUUAAGUUGUAUUUUGAUACUUGAUACUUCUUUAACUUAUAUUUUUACAUUGGCAGUUUGUGGCUCAUGACACCCCUCUGUCCCAUUAUUAAGAAUGAUAUCAGCUUUCUGUACCCGUUUGCUUUCAUCCUCGGCGCAUGCAGAGCUAAUGGGUUUUACAGUAUAAUGGCCAACAUGGGCCAAAUGAUGCUUCCUCUGGAACUGGCUCUGAUGUGUUACAUUAUUACUGCAACUAUUUAUUUUAGGGCAGUGAGUUAAAAAAUAACUCCUCCAAAUGAAAUUGCAGAGGGAGUUUGAAGGCACACCGAUGUGAUUACUGGAGUUGGAGUCGGGCCCAGGGUAACGGGGUCAGUAUCUCAACUUCUGCCAAAACGUCCAGCCAUCAAAGGAGCUGACACUUUUGGAAUACAGGCCUCUAUUAUCACCAGCCCACAAUGGCUCUCACAGUUGGAUCUGCAUCUUUUAAAGGUCCAACUUGGCUGCGGACGCGCUAAAGACGGACUCUGAAUCGCAGGCACCGCCUGGAAAGCAACCCAGAGUUAUAGCUUGGUGAACUGUCCAUUGUUCAGCAGUCUCUUUCGCAGGUGUGGAGAGAAUAUUCUCUUCCUUUGAACUGCUCCAUCUGAGUUUUACCAGCCAACUGGCAGUCGCGAAAAGCAAUAAAACUUUUCUUCCUCUGCCAAGACAUGGACAAAGCCAGGCUGCACAUGAACUUCCCCUGUUCUCCAAAAUAGGCCAGGAGCAGAAAUUUACAUAUAUCUGUCCAGUUCAUUUGUAGUCACGAUUGUGUGUGUUAGUGUGGAUGCCUAGAAGUUAUGCUUUGCUCUCCUGCUGUGCUUUUUUUCCGGUCCAAAUUAUAUUUACAAAUUGUCCUCCUGGAUUAAAACAUUCAUGCUGGUUUGGGAGCGGGGUGUUGAUGGCAAUUUGUCAUUAAUAUUUCUAUUCCGUUCUCUUUGCCAGAAGGCCACCAAGGUAGUGCACAGCCAGUCUGGAAUAAAAGAAUGAAAGCAGAAAUCUCAAAAGUACUUAAAAUCUUCAAAAUAACAUAUUUUAUAAUAAAAUAAUAAUUUUAUUUCUUACUCAGCUCUCCUUGUGGGUUGAGGUGGGUUACAACAUCACUAAAACACAAUCAUUUAAAAACAUUUUACAAAAUAUACAUAUUAAAACAUAUUUCUAGAAAAUACAUAAUAAAAGAGCCUGUAUAUCUUUUUGCUCUACAGUAGAUUCAAACUGUACAACUUGGAUCUCUGAAACUUGUCGUGCUUGCUUACAGGAACCUGGAAGCGUGCAUCCUUGACUUCUUUUGCUUGAAAAUAGAUGGAUGAUCUCAGUGAAUUAAAAACAUAGUCACCGCAGUGUCCUGCUUAUUCAUUAUAUGACAUUGAGUCACUGGACCCCACUGAGCGGCAGACACUAGACUAUUCAGGAUUAAAUGGCUUCUGAGAAGUAGAAGGUCAGCAUCAGAGCAAACCUUGAAGUUUGGUUCAAGAGAGGAAGAGCCAUGAUUGCUGCUCUUGCCCUCUUUUCCUGGGUUAGAGUACAGCUGUAAGUGUUUUAUCACUUUGCCACUUGGUGACUUUGGACAAGCCCCACUCUCUCAGAAGAAUUCAAUAAAAAAUCCCAAAUUUUGCCACAAAAACUCUGUGAUAGGGUCACCAUAAAUUGGAAACUAAUUGAAAGCACACAAUAACAAGUAGCUGGUGGAGAUUCUUUUUGAAAAGCAGGCCUGAAUAGUAUCUUUAUGAUCCAGAACCACCGUUUUUGUUUAAAUGAAUUGCUUCUGAUUCGGUUCUAGCUUCUGUGACUGUCAAAUCUCACUUGACUUGACAUUUCUACCUCACUACCGGCUUUCCCUUUAUGUUCUAAAAGUACACUCAUUGUUCAGAAAUUGACGAAAAAUAGACAGAUCCACAUUCAACCUAGUUUUGAUAUGCUCAAGGAAGAAAGGUCCAGGUUAGCUAUGGUGUCCUCCAGUCGAGUUUUCUCUUGCAGCCAUGUUAGUUGUAGUUUCUUUCCAGGAAACCUUCAUGCUUCUGAAUAGAUGGGCAGGUGCACCAUGUCAUAGAAACAUCCAAGGCACCAGGGACACAGCAGGUAGCCAUCCAGAAUUGCUGGCCAUUUUUGGAUUUGGAUCCUCCCCCCCCCCCCCCGAACUUGAGUGCAGGUCUGUGGCCAAUACCACAGAGAGCAGCUGUGGGCACAUCUGUCCUACGCUCAGGACACAUGAGAAAGGGAGAGCAGGCGGCAGGCCCCUUUGCUUUUUUGGCGAGGAUGAAUGCUAGAUCCUUGCCUCAUUUAUUUCUGUUCUUCCCCCUAAGCUUGUAGCAGGAACAAGGGCACUGUGUGGGCAGGAAGGCCUAAGGCAUGUGUCCUCUGAGGCUAAUUCCCUCCAUCCUCCCUUUGGCCUGGCCAGCUCUUAGUGCCACUCAACUAAGUAAAUGAUCUGACAGUGUGUAGGCAGUGUGUAUUCUCAGUAGUUGGUCCCAUAACCUCACUUUUGGGAGAGGCUCAAGGGUCUUGCUUGUUUGCAAAUGUGCAAUCUGUGAUUUUUGAUGUGACAAGUUGUCUGAACAAAGGACAAUGUUAAAAACAACAUUCUUCCCUGUGAUAAUUUUCUGCAACGGCACAGUAGUCUCUGCCAUCUGUCACUCAUACCUCAGGGCCUGGAGUCAGGGGAAAGCCAAGAGCUCAGUGAGAUGCAGCACCUGCUUUUUACGCAGAAGAUCCCGGGUCCAGUCCCUGAUGGUACCAGGUGGCCCUCAUUAAUGAAAUACUAUAACCAGGUUGAUAACGUAAAUUGGCUGGACGAAUACAAAGAGCGACACAAAGCUGGUUUGGAAGCCCGAAGAAUUGUAGCAUCCUUCUCCAAAAGGUUCUUCUCAGAGCAUGUGCCCUGUGAUGGCUUCAGUGAUAUUGAAACUCUUGGAUGCCCAAGCCGCUUCUUUGAAGAUGAGCUAAUGUCCAUCCUUAGUAUGGAAGGAAGGAAAGGCCUGACAUGGAAGUACUAUGCAAAGAAGAUCUUGUAUUUCCUGCGACAGCAAAACAUUUUAAGGAAACUAAAGGCUUAUCUUCAACACCCAGCUGAGGAGCAGUCCUUUUUGGAAGGGGCAGUCUUGGUUGACCAGUAUUGUAAUCCGUUGUUGGACAUCUGCCUGGAGACUGUCCAGGCCCAAGUUGAUGACAUCGCUGCUAAAGUUCGUAAAUACUUGAAAUCCAAAAACGCCAGACAUCCAAGCGUGACCUCCAAAGCAGGAGAGGCCUUGGUCAUAUCUCAGGUGGAGCUUCAGCGGCAGGUUCUGGAUGCCAUGAACUAUGUCCUUUAUGAGCAAUUAAAAUACAAAGGGAACGAGGUGGAUUACUACAAUUCUCUGAAUUCGUACAUCCGCCAGGUUUUGAUCCACAGGACGGGAAUCCCCAUCAGUUUGUCGGUGCUUUAUUUGACCAUUGCCAGGCAGUUGGGUGUUCAGCUUGAGCCGGUCAAUUUUCCCAGUCACUUCCUGCUCCGGUGGUGCCAAGGGACAAAAGGAAGCACAAACAUCUUUGACUAUGUUUAUAUCGAUGCUUUUGGGAAAGGAAAGCAGCUGACAGUGAAGGAGUGUGAAUACUUGAUUGGGCACCAUGUGACGGAAGAGUUUUAUGGUGUGGCCACAGCCAAGGAAGUUUUGCAGCGAAUGGUGGGCAACCUGUUAAACAUUGGAAAGCGGGAAAGCACUGAUCAGUCCUACCAGCUCCUAAGAGACUCAUUGGAUUUGUACCUGGCUAUGUAUCCAGACAAUGUGCAACAUCUAAUGCUCCAAGCUAGAUUGUACUUCCACUUGGGAAUCUGGCCAGAGAAGGUCCUGGACAUUCUGCAGCACAUUCAAGCCCUGGACCCCUCCCAGCACGGAGCAGUGGGCUAUCUCGUUCAACAUACGCUGGAACAUAUCGAGCGGCGGAAAGAGGAGACUGGACCCGAAGUGAAACUCCACUCGGAGGAGAAACACAAGGACAUCUGCUAUUCUGUCGGCAUGAUCAUGAAACACAAGAGAUACGGCUAUAAUUGCGUGAUAUAUGGCUGGGAUCCAUCGUGCAUGAUGGGCCACGAAUGGAUCCGCAACAUGAAUGUCCAUAGCUUGCCUCUUGGGGCUCACCAGCCAUUCUACAAUGUAUUGGUGGAGGAUGGAUCUUGCCGAUACGCUGCCCAAGAGAACCUGGAGCAUAAUAUGGAGCCUUACGAAAUCCCUCACCCAGACAUUGGCCGCUACUUCACAGAGUUUGCUGGCACUCAUUAUGUAGCGAACACAGAGUUGGAGAUCCGAUACCCCGAGGAUUUGGAGCUUACAUGCGCAGCGGUCCAAAAGAUAUAUGAGAAAAAAGAAUGAACUUUUUAUUUCUUUGCAGAGGAAAAAAUAUGACUUCAUGCAGUAAUGGCGAAAAUGGCAUCGCAGGGAAGCCAGUGCUCUCUGACUUAACUAGGAAAUCCUAUUUUGCCCCUAAACUAACAGCAAUGAGGUUUCUAAUGCAACCACUCACUUCUGGCUUGCCAACUCUAGCAAGUUGAUGUGGAACGCAUGAGUUUUGGAAGCAAGAUGCUACAUGCCUGAAAUGACCUCUUUGUACAAAGUAGCUGAUCCUUUUUACCAUCCCCGACCCUAAGAGCUCUUCUUCUUGACUUUGAGGAUGUUUUGCGCAGCCUGGAGAGUGACGUGUUGACAUUGUAUGGACAUGAUCUGUCGUAUCGGCAAUAUUUUACAGGUUUGUGUUUUGUUAGUAGUUGGUAAGGUCACUCAGUGGUCUCUUCUUUCCAAACCUCUGCUCUUUGCAACAGCCAGCAGUCCAGUGCCAAAGUUUGGGAGUGAGACUGAAACCCAGAGAUCUUUAGAAUGUACUAAGUUCAUCUAAUUCCCCACUUCAAGCAAAUUGGAACCACUGCACGAAAGGGGAAGAGUACAUCAGUCUUCCUCUUUCCCAAAAGCUUCUGAAUUUCCAUUUCACUACGUAUACAUAUAACUUGCCUAUAUUAGGGGUGAUUUAAUGGUAUAUUUUUGGGCAGGUUGGAUGAGAACACCCAUUCUUCUCUUAUAUAUAUCUUGAAGAAACUGUAGCCAUAAGAUUCCUCUUUCACCGCCUCCCUAAAGUGGAGUAUCUACGCGGUGACAUUCAGUGCUAUCAAUCCUAAAGCCCAAUGCCCAUAUUUUGCCAAGCAGAACUCCUGUUAGAGAAACACCGGUAGCAUAAUACCUGGCAUUCCUGUUACUGGAGAACAUGUGUUAAAUACGGGUUUGCAGUCCAACCACCAGACUGGUUGGUAGACGUGCAGGGGAAAACCGCUGAUCACACCUCUCUCUCCCUUUCAUUAGACAUUAUAAGCACUCGUUGCAAAUCUAUGAAACCUGUAAUUUUAAAAUUGGUGUCUCUGAGCAGUCAAUACUUACGGGAUUAUUUGCUUCGUGGAACUGCAGGUAUGCUAUAAUUAUAUUGUGACGGGUAAAAUGAUACACUUUUACAAACUUAGUUUUGAACAUUGCUUUUAGUAGCAACAAAACCACUAUUUUCCAGGAUCACUGCUGAUUUGCAUGCUGUGUUUUCAUAAUGUUUAGCCAGCGCAUUUCUUUGUGGAAUUCUCCAUGUCUCCUGGGGGAACUUGAAACAUCACAGAAUAUUGUUUAAGGUAUCAGAUACCUUGUUUUACAUGUUACGCUGCGGCCUCUGUGAGCAAACGUCCUAUUUGGAUCUAGACAGCUACCAGUGCUGCCCUGAACUACUUCUGAGGGCAGAAAGCAAAAGCAGCAUAGCCAAUAGUCAUGAACACCCUCACUGAUCAGAGAUGUGUUUUCUCAAGGCUGAGGGGUCCUAGCGGUCUUGGGGCAAUUCAAACAUUCACAUUACUUGCCCAUUGGGAGUGAAUCAAAAGGCAAACAGGAUGCAGACAGCUAAUACAGGGAAGUGGGAAGGUCCUAAUAUAUAUAUGGAAGAGAUUGAAUUAGAGAGCUGAAAUGCUAUGCAGUUUGCACACCACGAAUCCAGAUCUUGCCUCUGCAGGAUACGAACUUCAGCAAUAUAUAGCCUGAGCUUUCCCACUUCAUUGGGAAAGAUGCUGCUACAAUGUUGUUAGGGAAUAAUGCAUCAAACCUCAGCUUUUUCAUGUGCAACAGGGUCCUUUGAAGCAUGGUAGAACACUCGCCCUGGACCUCUGUCUUGCGUUAACCCUGGUUGUGUAACCUUUUUCCAGGGCUGCAUCACUUCCCUCUCUAUGCUACUGGUAGUCGGAUCUUCGUCUGUGGUCCCUCCCUUGUUUGAAGUUAGUCUUCGCAUUUCUGUCUGCUUGCAAAGCACUUAGAAGUUGUCUUUCCUAUGAAAGGUGCUAUAUAAAUAUAUGCAUAUAAAUAAUCAAUCAGUAUGGUAUAUUAAAAAUAGAAUUUGUACAGAUAAUAUUCAAGAUGCAGUUUUGAUCACAAACUGACCUAUUUUUCAGGAGAGUUUCGAACGUGGGGUCCUCUCCUCCCCUCCCUUGUCACUUGGUGGAAUAAAAUGUUAAUCUUGUCAUGUUA